AAAAAAACCCGAAUCCAUAAGAAAGUUUGGAAACCCGUACACCUAUAUCUAGGCAGGAAUAUUUAUUAAGAAAGAAAAUAGAAGCUAGAAAAGAAGCUCGAGUUAUUUGGUGCUGAGGAGAAAAAAAGUAAAAUAUGACGGCUAAAAAUGUGUAGUAUUCCUAUUUGUUGCACUUCACAUGGAUCAAACUUCAUAAGAAUACUUAGAGUCACUACAUGCAUAUGAAAUUCUGAGAAAACUGACCUAAAUUUGAUGUUGUGCGAAGUCGUAUAUUGGAGACCAGGGUUAUACCAUCUUUAAUGGAAAUCUGUUAGGUCGAAGGCCAUGAACAAUACACUUGUGACACCAACAAAUUCUGCUACUUUCAAAACAUCAGACCCUGUCCAUGAUAAACAAAACAGUAAGCCAGCCCCAGUGUGUGAACAUUGCAAGAAACCCUGGCACACGAAAGAUCAGUGUUGGAAGCUCCAUGGUUGUCCGUCAAAUGGUAAGAAAUGACAGUCAAGCCAGGCAUUAGUAGGUGAAUCAGUAACUGAAAAUACACAACCUUAGAUCAGGAAACCAUUCAGAGCACUUCUAUUACAGUUGGAAUAAGUAUAAUCUCCCAAUCAGGUACUUUCAACUCCUUUGACUUUGUGAGUAUAACUAAUGAUAAAUCAUGGAUAUUAGAUUCAGGAGCCACAGACCACUUGACUGGUUCCUCCGAUCAAUCUCUUAUCAGCCUAGUGCUAGAAAUGAAAGGAUCAGGACCGCAGGUUUAAUCCUCCAAGAUGUGUAAUGUCGUGUUAUCUUCUCACCUGAUGCUGCUGUUUUUCUGGAUCUGAACUCGAGGAUGACGGUUGAUACUGUCCGACAUGACAGGGGACUCUAUUUUCUCAUUGAAUAAGCCUCAUUUAGGAUAUGUGAUAAGGCUUGUUUGUUUUCAUCUCAUUUUUCUAUUUCUGAAAUUGACUAUAUGUUAUGGCACUAUCACCUUGGUCAUCCUAAUUUUCAGUAUAUGAAUUGUUUGUUUCCUCAUCUUUUUCAUAAUAUUAAUAUUUCUAAGUUAAAAUGCGAUGUGUGUGUCCAAGCCAAACAGCCUCGUGUUUCUUUCAAGCCUCAACCUUAUAAACCUUCUAAAACAUUCACCAUUUUCCAUAACCAUGUCUGGGGUCCGUCUCCUGUUACUGCCAUCACUGGGAAGCGAUGGUUUGUAACCUUCAUUGAUGAUCAUACUGGGCUAACCUGGGUUUUCCUUCUGACAGACAAAUCCAAAGUUACAUCGGUCUUUCAAUAAUCCUACAAUUUUAUAGCAACUCAGUUCAAUGUCAAAAUCGCUAUUCUUUGCAGUGAUAAUGGUCAAGAAUACCUUAAUCCUUAAGAGAGUUCCUAAUCUCAAAAGGAAUAGUCCAUCAGAGUUCCUGUGCAUACACCCCUCAACCAAUUGUAGUGGUCAAAUGGAAAGACUAUCACCUAGUCGAAGUUGCUCGAUCUCUUAUGUUGUCAACUUCCAUUCCUUCUUAUUUAUGGGGUGAUGCUAUCUUAACAGCAGCCCAUCUAAUAAAUCGAAUGUCGUCCCAAGCUUUAAAAUUUCAAACCCCCUUAGAUUCUUUUAAAGAGUCCUACCCAAAUACCCGACUUCUUUCUGUUGUACCCAUCCGAGAUUUUGGCUGUGUUAUGUUUGUCCAUACUCAUGGUCCUAACCAAACCAAGUUUACCCCUCGGGCUCAAAAAUGUAUCUUUGUGGGGUACCCACUUCAUCAGCAUGGGUACAAGUGUUAUCAUCCCUCUUCUAAAAAAAUACUUUACUUUGUCUCGAUAAAUGGGCAUUCUUCAAAGAUCAUCCAUUCUUUUCCCAAUGGCUCUCUUCAAGGGGAGAAUACUAGUGAAGAAACCAAUUGGGGUCCGAGUCUAUCUGUCUUCCUUGAACCCAUCCUUGACAUCAGUACCAAUGAAUCCAUUCGCCCGACCAAACAAGUCCCAUGGAUCACAUAUUAUAGGAGGAAUCUUAGGAAGGAAAUGGCGCCGUCUGUUAUUUCUUUGGCAACGAAGAUCAGUUCCAGGUACUAAUAGUCCUAUCCCUGAUCAUGAUAAUGAAUGUGAUAAAACUGAUGCUUGUGUUGAAAAUAUUGAGAGCAACAACAGGGAAGACAAUGACAGUAAAGAUGUAAUCGAAGCAGAAAAUGAUGAUUGUGAGACACUUGUUCCAGCAAAGAAUGUUGUUCAACCUGGAAAAGAAAUGUCUCCCGCUCCCGCUGAAAACAUCGUUGAAAGUGGGAAAAUGACAGAACAUGGGACGUUUGAGCAGGAGGGUGAGUGCAGUAUGAAGCCCAAAGAAAGUAAAGAUAGAAAUGUAUCCCUUGACCUCUCGAUUGCCCUAAGGAAAGGUACCAGAUCAUGUACAAAAUAUCCAUUGCAAAGUUACUUGUCCUACAGCAACCUGUCUCCUGAGUUCAAGGCCCUCACUACAAAUCUAGACACAGUGGUGAUACCAAACAGUAUACACACAGCAUUGGAAAGCCGCAGUCAUGGAAGAAAUUGUGGCUCUCGAGAAAAAUCAUACGUGAGACCAGGUCACUCUGAGACACUUGUUCCAGCAAAGAAUGUUGUUCAACCUGGAAAAGAAAUGUCUCCCGCUCCCACUGAAAACAUCGUUGAAAGUGGGAAAAUGACAGAACAUGGGACGUUUGAGCAGGAAGGUGAAUGCAGUAUGAAGCCCAAAGAAAGUAAAGAUAGAAAUGUAUCCCUUGACCUCUUGAUUGCCCUAAGGAAAGGUACCAGAUCAUGUACAAAAUAUCCAUUGCAAAGUUACUUGUCCUACAGCAACCUGUCUCCGUUCAAGGCCCUCACUACAAAUCUAAACACAGUGGUGAUACCAAACAGUAUACACACAGCAUUGGAAAGCCGCAGUCAUGGAAGAAAUUGUGGCUCUCGAGAAAAAUCAUACGUGAGACCAAGUCACUCUUCCAAAUGGUCAUAAAGCAGUCGAAUGUAAAUAGGUGUUCACAAUAAAGUAUUGUUCUUGAUCGGUACAAGACCAGAUUAGUUUCCAGGGGCUUUACUCAAAACUUUCGAGGUUGAUUAUUUUGAGACUUUUCAUCAGUCGCAAAGCUAAACACAGUACGGGUUCUGCUUGCCAUUGCAAUUAAUAAAGAUUAACCCCUUCACCAGCUUGAUGUGAAGAAUGCCUUUCUCAACGAAGAGUUGGAGGAAAAAGUCUACAUAAGUCCUCCCCCAGGAUUUGAGAAACAGUUUAACACCGGGUUUGCAGACUAAGGAAGUCCUUGUAUGGGCUAAAACAGUCCUAAGGUUCUGGUUUGACAGGUUUACUACGUUUGUAAAGUCACAAUCAGAUCAUACUAUCUUCACUAAAAGGUCAGUAUCCGGAAAAAUUACAGUUUUAAUUGUUUAUGUUAAUGACAUUGUCAUUUCAGGAGAUAAUACCUCAGAGAUUAACCGAUUAAAGACGAAGAUGGCUAAGGAAUUCAAAAUCAAGGACCUUGGGAGACUAAGGUACUUCCUUGGAAUGGAAGUAGCUCGAUCGAAAGAAGGGGUUUCAGUUUCCCAACGGAGGUAUGACAGGCUGUAAACCAGUUGACACUCCUAUAGAAGCAAAUGCAAAGUUAAGUGAUAUGAGUGAAGGUGUUCCAGUUAGCAAAGAAAGAUAUCAACAGCUUGCUGGGAAAUUAAUAUAUCUCUCUCAUACUAGGCCCAACAUUUCAUAUGUAGUGAGUAUGGUAAGUCAAUUUAUGCAGUCUCCAUACGAAGAACAUAUGAGGGCAGUGGAACGCAUUUUGAGAUAUCUGAAAACUUCUCCAGGGAAAGGCUUGAUGUUUAGGAAAGUUGAAAGGCGAUGCAUCGACACAUACACAGAUGCAGAUUGGGCCGGGUCUGUAGUAGACAGAAAGUCAACAUCAAGAUAUUGUACCUUUGUGUGUUAGGUAACCUUGUCACAUGGAUGAAUAAAAGACAAGGUGGUGUUGCCAGAAGUAGUGUCGAAGCUGAGUACAAGACCAUGAAUCUAGGAAUCUGUGAAGAAAUUUGGCUUGAAAAAGUUUUUAGAGACCUUCACCAAGAUCAUACCAGUCCAUUGAAACUCUAUUGUGAUAACAAAACCACAAUAAGCAUAGCAAAUAACCUAAUUCAACAUGAUAGAACAAAGCAUGUGGAGAUUGAUCGGCAUUUCAUCAAGGAAAGACUUAAUAGUGGCAACAUUUGUGCUCCUUAUAUUCCUUCCAACCAACAGAUUACAGAUGUCCUGACAAAGGGACUGCCCAAACAGUUAUUUGACUCGUGUGUGAGCAAGUUGGGUCUUAUUGACAUUUACGCCCCAACUUGAGGGGGAGUGUUAAAAUUAAGGUUUUUUUUACUCUAAGGGCAUUUUUGUCUUUAUACUUGUAUCCUAAGGUUCCCCUUUUGUCUAUUUAAACUGGUAGUCACUAUGUAUUUUGUGUAUCAAUCAUAUAAUAAAAAUUCCUUCUUCCCGUAGUUUUUUCUCCCCGAUUAGGGUUUUCCACGUAAACCUUACGUGUGCUAUUUUUCUCUCUACUCUAUAUUUUUCAUCAAUUUCCCCUUCUUAUAAUAGAAGCAUAUCAAGAUUUAAGAACUUCAAAAAGUUCUACUUUGACAAUUCUGAUUUGCGAAGCUCUUCUAUAAGUUGAGCAUUCUAAUUAACUAUCAUUGGUCUCAAUCACUAAUAAGAAGUCAACGCAAAUCCCAUGUUAGAAUACUGCUAAAAAAAUAGGGUGUAUUAAUCAAAGCUCCUUCCCAAAUACUUCUCAUCGAAAAGAAAUUACAAGGUAAAUGGAAAAAAAAAACAAAUACAUAUUUCAAGAUACUUAAUUCCACCAAUCUUUCUCGUCAAUAGACAUCUCAUCUCAUAUUUUAAAUAUUUAGACUCCACGUAACCUUUUUAAUUACAGUACUGUGUUAGGCUCUUUGGUUAUCCUUUUGAAAGCUUCUGGGUAUGCAUCCUUCUUCUAAUAUCAUUCCUUAUGUAGGCUCGACCCAAGGCCUCCAAAAAGCAUCUUAUAUGAUCCUUAAAUAAAAAGGCGAUAAGUAUCUUUCCUCAAUUACCUGGUUAGUCAUAAAAGUCAACCCCACUGGCCACUAUCUUCUCUAAUCCAAAGUGACUGGCCACUAUCUUCUCUAAUCCAAAGUUAUAGACACAGAUGAGAUUUUCAAUGAACAAAUUACUCAAGAGCUCUCAUUGAAGAAUAAAUAAAUCAUUCCCCUAAUUAUAAUAUUUUUUACUCCAAAAUGAUCAUACUUCCUAGUAGAAACACUAUCAACAACUAUUCUCGUCAUGAAGUUGAUGAUAAUACAAGAAUGAUAGGCACCGAUUCAAACGAAAAUUGUGAGUCUAAUACUACUUGUUGCCAAAAGAAAAGAAAACAUGAUACCGUAUAGAAAAUCAUCCUCACAUUAAAUUUAAACUUUAAACUAAAAUUUAACCCACUGAAUUAUCCACUAAAUGUUUUCAUUCAUUAACAAACCUAGAAAACACAUAACUCGGUGAAAAUUAAAUGUUAAUAUGGGAGGAAAAUUUUCAAAUCUAUUGCGUGCGAAGGCAAUGUUUUAUCUAAACUAAUUAGUGUUUUCGUCCAUAUUUAAGAAGCUUCAUCUGGUUUUAGUUAAUUACUAUAUUUCAGUUCCAUUAAGAAGCUUUAUUUGGUUCUAAUUCCUCAAUUGUUAGGUAUUAUCAGUUUGUUUCCUUUUAAGUUUUGAUUCUGGAUUGUCCUUGUUUUGAGUAAUGGAAUAAGGAUAUGUUGGACUAUCGACAAGCUUAGCAUCUUUUGAGAAUUGCAUUUUCUUCAUCUGGUUAUGCCCCUCUCUCUCUCUCUCUUUCUGUCAUACACACAUUGGUUUGAAAAUUCAUGGUAGAUUCUCUCCUGCAUUUCUUCGAGCAAGUUAGAGAUAAGAGUGGUACAAUUCAGUCAUGAAAGCAAAGGUCUUUGGGUUGGAGUGCAAUAUGUGUUGUAUGGUCAUAUACUAGAGGUAGGAAACUUCUCAAACUUCCUACGGAGUCUUCUAAACGAGAAGGCUCACUUUCUGGGAUAUGAUAAGAGAUUUUCUCAAGUAUGAAGGAAAAAGUUGCCAAGUUUAACAUCUUAAAGUAUCAUCAUAUCGGUUUUAAUUCUUUCCUUCAUUAAUCUUCAAGUUUCUAAGGUUCCUGUUAAAAUCUCCUCGUUAACCCUUCACAAAAGCUAUGUUGAGCUUGUAAGAGGAAAUAUAGUCAAAGGAUUCUCUAGUAAAGUAUUCUAUAUCAUCUUCCCUCGGAAAAUUCUGAAACUUCAAUUUCUUCUCAUUCAUAAUCAUAUCAGGUGGAAGGAACAUGAAGCGGUCAGUUUCUAUGUAGUAGUAGUAGCUAUAGAUUAUUUGCUCACGAUAAUUGGAUAAGAAUUAGCUUAACAUCUUUAUAAUGAGUUUUUCCAUCAUUGUGCUGCUCGCGAUAAUUGAAAAGGAACAAAGAUGGCACGGGUUGAGCAUUUCAAAAGCAGUUUUCAAUUUAAUCCGUGCUCUGAGCUCUGCUUAGAUUAGAGAAUGAGAAAACCCCUAUUGUUCAGGUUCUAAGCCUGGUUGGAAUCUGGAAGCCAAAAGAUCCUUUUCACUUGAAGCUCGGAAAUGGUUAAAUGACAAGCACACCAAAUUUUAUCAAAUCCUUUGGCAGUUGGAUAUCCAUUAAGAACUUCCUGUUAAAAUACUGGGAACGUAAAACUUUUGAAGUUAUUGGAACUUGGAGCCGGCUUGUUAAUAUUUUGAAAGGCCUCCAAUUGUGCUUACAUACACUAGAAAGGCUCAAAUGCUUAGCUAAUGUGCCAAGGGUUCAUGUGAGACUAUUAGUGCGUGAAAGUACAAUUUAGAGUGUGGAAUGUUUUUGUAGGGGUUUUUCCGAUAUGGCCAAUAUGUCAGAUCGAAGACGGGUAGAUGUCUCAAAUAGCCGGGCAUUGACAUUAUCUCUUUAUUUCUCCUGAAUAACCAAUAGAAUAAUGUUUGGGAAAGCAUAAUUCCUUUGUGUUUUCCAGCUCCAAUCAAUAUAAAGAGAGGAACAUGGGCAGUUCUCUAAAAUUUUAUGAUAAAGCAAUAAUCAACCAAUCAACUCCUCCAAUCUUGUUUUAAAAUUUAAAUUUAGUAGUGAUGACUUUUCAAAUUCCUUUCAUGUUCUUCGAAUUAGCAUGAUGCUAGAAGAUGAAUGAUUGUCUUCACAUCCUCAAUAAGAAAUGUUGGCCAAGAUCAGCACAAAUUCCCGUUAAGGACAGUCUUCUAAGGAUGUAUGGUAAUGGAAUUUCAAGGUGGGUAAAAGUCCAUGGAACUUUUAGCCUUCUCCCAUUCCAGACCACUCCAUAUUCCAUUGCAUCGAUGAAGCCUGCAUUGGAUUUAUUGAUCAAGGAUUGCAAGACCAACCACAUUUAGAGUAGAAAAAUCAGUGUGAUAAAAAAAA
This is a messenger RNA of Benincasa hispida (wax gourd), 7420 nucleotides long. NCBI's taxonomy places the organism in Eukaryota, Viridiplantae, Streptophyta, Magnoliopsida, Cucurbitales, Cucurbitaceae. The record is from RefSeq and is a predicted model, not a curated record.